Molecule: messenger RNA, 2197 nt
Organism: Pocillopora damicornis (cauliflower coral)
Lineage: Eukaryota; Metazoa; Cnidaria; Anthozoa; Scleractinia; Pocilloporidae
Product: DDB1- and CUL4-associated factor 4
Cellular component (GO): Cul4-RING E3 ubiquitin ligase complex
Molecular function (GO): protein binding
Source: RefSeq, a predicted model, not a curated record
CUACGCGAAGCAACGGUUUUUGUGUAGCAAAUGCAUUUUUCCCAUCCGAUUUCGAUCUAAACUGCAUGGGAAAUUUCCCUUUUGUCUGAGGGAUCAUAGAUUUAUAUUGGAUGAGCUUUUCGUUUGGUGAAAAAUGGAUCAAAACGAAUCUUCCGUACCGAGACGUGAUGCAUGUGGUCGACAGAGAGAAACACACGGAAGAAAAGAUAUGACUCUUCGUAGGAGAAACUUCUCUUUUCCAUCUGAAGAGAGAUCAAAAACCCUCCAACUGAAAAUUAGAAUGAUGAACUUCAAUAAAUUUCGGAGGCGAAAAGGGCCGGCUUGGACAAGAAGUGAACAGAAAAAAGCGAGAUCUUCACAUUCAGGAAGCAGUAAAAGUUGUACGUUGGAAACAGCUGAUUCAAAUCAACCUCGGAACUCUGGUGUUCGAGAAAUUCCAGGGUUUUAUUAUGAUCCAGAGAAGAAGCGUUAUUUCAAAAUCACCAAAGAUCACCCUGGCAAAAAUUUUGCGAUAUGUCAGGAUGGAGGAUAUAAGAGUAUCUCAUCCAAUAAUCAUAACAGAGUAAAAGCUGGAGAUAUUAAGGUUAUCAAAAAACCAUCAAGAAUUUCUAUCUUAAAUAGUCUUCAUGAUAGGGAGUACUCUCUCAGCACACAGACAACUAAUAAGAAUAUAUUGGAAAAGCUUAUUCAACUGGUAAAGGAUAGGCAAAGACUUGUGUUAGAUCCUUGUGCUGAUCACCACCUUGAACUGGAUCAAUUUGCAGUGUCAAGGAUAGAGCCUGAUGCAUGCUAUGAGAGGAUACUUACACUUUAUGAGACCCAACCUACAGGGAACCAAGUAGUACAAUUUCAUGAUUUAAAAAAGGACAGAAAAAAUGAGUUUAAAGUAGUGCAUAAUAUGGCAAUGAUGAAAAACCAGAAAAUAACAGGCCUUCUUUGGAGUCCACAUAAAGAAACAAAGAACAUGUAUAUAGUAUCUUUACUUGGUUAUGGAAAUAUGUCUGGGGAAACCAUGAUUUUUACAGUGGAAGGUGCUUCACAACGGAUAGUUGGUAGAACUUCAGUACAAGGGAAUUCAGUGUGGGCUAAUUCAUGGAACAGAAACCCUUUGUAUAGUAACAUGAUCAGUAUUGGAGCAAGUAAGGUAGCUCUAACAUUUGAUGUAUCCAUGAAGAGACGUGUGAUACAUGUUAAGUGUCAAAGUGCUGUGCUUGCUCAGGAGUUCUCAUGGAGUAAUCCUGUUCUCUAUAAUGGCUCACGUGAUGGUUGCAUACGUACAUGCGAUGUGCGUGUGAUUGGUCCCAAAUGGCCAGUAAUGCGUCUUAAUCAAGGAGAGCUGGCAUCGAUCACAUGCCUACGGGUUUUGCAUAAUGAAAACUACCUGUUGGCCAGUGGUUUAGAUGGAUCGCUGAAGUUGUGGGACAUAAGAGCUAAGGCCUGUGUGCAAGAUUAUAGUGGGCACAUAAAUGAGAUCACACAUGGGCUACGCUUCUAUGUGGACCCAACUGACUCAUUGAUUUUUGCUGCGGGACAAGAUUCAGUGACACGCAUCUGGAGUAUUGGAAGUGGUAAACUACUUCACACAAUUCCAUUUCCUGCCACUGUGAACAGAUCUCUCAGCCCCAUCCCAGCUCUGUACUACUCAGAGGAAUGGGGUGGUAAGGGAGGCAUGCCAGGUCUCCUGUAUGGUGCUGGUGAUUCUAUUUAUUCAUAUUCCUACUGAGGAGUAGGGAGGGUGGCACUACCAGUGUACCAUAGCAUGGUGGUGGUGAUUGAAAGGAUUAGUAGUGGAGUGAAGAGAUGGCGGGGAGAUGUCUGCUUUCUUCUGGUCAAGGGAGAGGUACAUUUGGUAAAAUGAUCCACCUAUAUCAGAAAAAGUUGAUUAAAAACAAUUUUUUGACAAUUAGAUGACAUAUAGAUCUGGAAGUCCAUCUUACAUUGACUGCUUGACAAGUGAAUUUAAAGAAAAGUCAUAUGGUUGGGCAAGAUGUGAGUCCUUCAAAAGAGAAAGGUGCAGGAAAAUUUUCACAAAAAUGGAAGCCUUUCAUUGUAGGAUGGCUGUUUCAGUAAUGGGUCAAAUCAAUAGAAUUUAAUGUGUGGUUUCAUUGAUAAGUAAACUAACCCUAGGAUAAGUAAGAUUUCAAAUACCAUUGACUCUGUGAAAUUGAAUUCAAUAAACUUCGCAUUUCUUAAAGAA